Paramormyrops kingsleyae is the source of this 2115-nucleotide messenger RNA. Its product is annotated as interleukin-10 receptor subunit beta-like. Gene Ontology annotation, cellular component: plasma membrane. The record is from RefSeq and is a predicted model, not a curated record. NCBI's taxonomy places the organism in Eukaryota, Metazoa, Chordata, Actinopteri, Osteoglossiformes, Mormyridae. Gene Ontology annotation, biological process: cytokine-mediated signaling pathway. Gene Ontology annotation, molecular function: protein binding; cytokine receptor activity.
CGCUCCACCAACUCGACGAGGAAAUAAGUUAGUUUCUGACUAUCGCAGCGAACCCCAGCGCCUUCAGUAUAGGGGCAAAAUGCGCUCGAUCCUUUCCUCUCAAGGCUGCUUUUUCUCAGUCCUGUACAUUUUUUCAGUGGCUCUGGCUGCAGUUCCCGAACCUGAGAAUGUGACGGUGGUGUCAUACAACAUGGGUGCCGUUCUGGAGUGGGACUACCCUCACAACGCAUCAGAGGGAGUCCGGUACACAGCUCAGUUCAGAAGUCAUACUCCGAAAUAUGAUCCAGUCUGCCAGAGUCAGCAGGACAGGAAGUGUGAUUUCACCUAUAAGAUUCAUCAUUUUGGAGUUUACACUUUUCGAGUGCAAGCAGAGCUCCAGGGCAACGUGUCCGCCUGGGUAAACACCACGGAAUUCACCCCUGAUCGACAGACCAUCAUUGGUCCACCUGCCGUGAGCCUGCACUCUAAGGCAGGGGACAUGGAAGUCAGUCUCCAGGACCCUGUGCUGAUGGGAUCCAUGUUAAAGGACGUGUACACCAACAUCAUUUACAAUCUCUCUUACUGGAAGGAAGGUCAGGAGAAGACAAAGAAACAGAAGCAAACAAAGCAGAAGCUGCUGUUGCUGAGCGACCUGCUGCCCUGGACGCGGUACUGCGUGCAGGCGAACAUCGACUUCCAGGUCUCCAACAAACCCAGUCAGCAGAGCGCGCCGGUGUGCGAAACAACCACAUCAAAUGGGACAGUGGAGCCUUGGGUGGUGGCCGUGGCGCUUAUAUCAAGCUUCCUGGUGGUCAUUGUGUCUCUGCCGCUCUUGUUCCUGCUGGGCUGGUAUUGCUAUAAGGGCCUGAGGUUCCUCUAUCCCAGCGCCAAACUCCCAGAGCAUUUCAAGCAGUACUUGAUAGAGCCAUACCGGUCCUAUAUCUUCCUGGCUAUGCAGAACAGCGGCGAGGAGAAUGAGCCAUACCACGCCGUGGUCAUCGUUUCAGAUAGCUCAGACGAGCAGGCCGACCCCCCCUCAGAGCCCUCAGAGAAGCUGCAGGUCCACAGCAAAGAGGACGAAGAUGAGAAGGACAAGGAUCAAUUUCUGCAGCCAUUAUAAAGACAUAAUGAGAUUUCAAUGAGAAAACUGAGAAAAAGACUCAGGCUGCUGCUUUAUACCUUCUGUUGUUAUUCAGAUGGACCAUUGAUGUGGGACAAAACUGACAGCAGGGGUCAGUUGUAACUGUACUUUUUGUUAUAAUAUUUAUCUGUUCAAGUCUCUUCCUAUUGGGGAGGGAACUUCAUUGCUUCUAUUUAAAUCUAUCCCCUGCUGCUUAGAGCCGUACGGGGGUCGCUCUGUGUCUCCGUCAGAGACAUGCCGUCCCGCAUUACCCAUGUGCGACUCUAGGCUUUUCUCCCCAGGGGGGCAAGAUGAGAGCCCAGCCUAAUGAAUACAUUUGUAAACAAAAAAAUGAAAACAGAUGCAUCUACCAUAAUUUAUUUUUUACACAUUGAUAAUCCCUUGUGUUUGUGUGAACAUCAUUUAUAAGGGAAUAUCUUAAGGAUAAAUUUCUAUGCAUUAAUAGGUCUGUAAAAUGGUACAUAGAAGCAACUGACUGAAGGUUUCUUGUAAAAGAAAAGAAAUAUGGUCCAUCCGUCCAUCAUCCAUCCAUCCAUCUAUCUAUCUAUCUGUUUCACCUGGUCUCUGUGAAACUGAUGGGGCCACAUCUUCCUUGCCCUAUAAUAUCAUGACUCAAUGGUUCCCUUAUGAAUGAUGUUCACACAAACACAAAAGAUUAAGCAGGGACCCAUUCUUGGGUUCUAGUUUUUAAUAGGUUGGGGAAAUGGAAGUGAAAUGUGAAUGGGCUCCAGCUGAGGUUAUGCUCUGUCAUAGGGUUUGUUUUCUGGCAGCAACUUGAGUUUCAUACAGUGAAACGACAGCCCUGGAAGAACCACUUCUGCAGUAGAGUGUGACUCAAGCGUUAUUGGAUAAUGGCAUACGAAUUGCUUAGAAUAUGAAGCAGAAAAAAGCUGAAAAAUGUGAAAUGUCACAUUGAAUGCUUUAAAAAUCAUAAUAUAGCGCAUUUUAAAAAAGUAUUCAUAGUGCUUUCAUUUCCAUGUUUUGUUUUGUAGCAG